UUUAGUCUAGCGAACAAGAAGUUUAAUGUAAAAAAAUUUGAAAAAAAAUUCAUGCAUACAUAUGUAGAUAUGUUAGUACAUUAUGUACGACGUUCAAUUUCAGUGACGACCAGUAUCGACAAUGUACAAAAAAACAGCUGCGCAACUACGUCACAGUGUACACCAGAGCAUCGAAAACUAUCCAUAUAAUGAGCCUAGCAGUGCCCAGGCCACUCUGCAGGCCAGUUGCAAAAAUUCAUUGAGCUUUGUGCAGCGCUUAGAUAUACUGCAAACGCUAUACGUCCAUAAUGGCUGCGUGAACACAGUGAACUGGAAUGCAAGCGGUACACAUAUUGUAUCUGGCUCCGAUGAUAAUCAUCUGGUCAUUACUGAGGCCAAGAGCGGUCGGGUAGCUCUCAAGAGCAAAACCCAGCAUAAACGUCAUAUUUUCAGUGCACGUUUCAUGCCACACAGCAACGAUCAGGCUGUCGUUUCCUGCUCUGGCGAAGGCCUAGUCAUUCAUACUGAGUUCCUGAUUCCAUAUAGCUCAGAAAACUGUACAAAGACGAUAGACUAUCUAGUUGGAGAGGAGAGCCGAAUCGUCAACGUUUUUGAUUGUCACACAUUUGGGAGCACCUUCGAUGUUUUGCCAAUACCUGAUGAACCACGUUCCUUUCUCAGUUGCGGAGAAGAUGCAACUGUACGCUGCUUCGAUCUUCGCCAAUCCAGUAGCUGCUCCAAGCGUAUGUGCCAAAAGCACAUUCUUAUAAUGGCGCCCUGUGCCGUGACAGCCAUGGAUGUGGCUCCAUUUAAUUACAACAAUGUGGCCAUUGGCUGUUCAGACUCGAUAAUUCGUCUAUACGACAGGCGCAUGCUAGCAAAUACAGGAUCUGCAUCCUUUUCGGUGGGCUCAACAAUACCGCUUAAGGCCUACCCUAUUCCGAUGGAAUACACGCGUCGUCACUAUCGCCCCACCUGCGUAAAGUUCAAUAUUAACGAAUCUGAGCUUCUGGUCAGUUACUCAAUGGAGCAAAUUUAUCUGUUUGAUCUGAAACACCCCGGAUAUAACGACGCAGGUCUUUUAAAAAGCGGUUGUUAUACGCCCAAAAUGCGCCGUGAAGACGAUCCAGACCCGCAAAUGCCUCGUCUUCGCUUUCGUGGCGAUUGGUCGGACACUGGGCCCAACUCCCAGGCCAUUGCCGAGCAGAGUUUCAACCGUCCCAAUGUGGGGCAAGCUCGUCCACCCCUUGAACCAGGAGUACUUAGUCGGCUUAGUGAUGAAAUCUUUCGCAUGCUUAAUUCGCCCAGUCGUCAAAUGCGUCAAACUUCCCAAGCAGCCGAGUCAAAUACAGAUCCAACCAGCAGCCGAACAGCAGGAGCAUUUUCCUGGCAGAGUGACCUGCUGCGUACGACGGAAGGGCAUAGCGAAGCCGCAACAUCAAACCGCGAUUCAAAUAGCACCCUUCUUGCCAGAGACCAUGACACAAUUUAUGCAAAUAUGAUCAACGAAUCGGAUGUGCCUAACAUCUCUGUCAAUUCUGGAAGUCCUGAGAACAGGAAGGACGCUAAAGAGGCCAAAAACGAGGACAAAAAUGCCAUAACAGCUGGAGAUGGACAAACGUUUCCUAUUCGCAAUUUUGAUUACGUGAAAAUGGCUUUCAGUGGGCACCGCAACUCAAGAACAAUGGUAAAGGGAGCAUGUUUCUGGGGCGACGACUUUAUUAUGUCGGGUUCCGACUGUGGCCAUAUAUUUGUUUGGAAUAGACAGACCGGAAAGGUAGUCAAGACGCUUCUGGCAGAUAAUCGUGUCGUCAAUCGUGUUCAACCACAUCCCACGCUCCCCUACCUUCUUAGUUCCGGCAUCGACUACAAUGUGAAGGUGUGGGCGCCAAUCGCUCCUGAUCCCCAUUUCGACGAGGUUGAAACCGCUGGACUUAUAAAGAGCAAUGAGAUUAUGUUGGUGGAGACUCGCGACACUAUAACCGUGCCUGCCCAGAUAAUGAUACGAAUUUUGGCAAGCCUUCAUCAGUAUCGCCGGUUGAUGCACGAAGCUGGUAGCGAAGCCAGAUCGAGGCAAGAAGGUCUGUCUAACAAUGGGGCAGAAGCUCCUAAUAGUGAUAGCUAAGUCAAAUCGUGAUCGCUACAACGCUGAAGUCAAUCCAAAAAAAUUUGUGAAGUACUUACUUACCUGUACUACUGUAGUAAAACAAGCUUGAGCUAAUUAUUGUUCAACGUCCGAGGCAAGUACACUCCCCACAGAUGCACCGAAGGGACUGAAACGGAAACAGUGAUCAGACCAGUCCUCCGCCUCUUUUCAUAUUUCUCCUGUUUCCGCAUGUUUUUUCCUUCCGACGGAUGCGAUUAAGGCAUUGCAGAAAAUAUCAGCCCAAUAAGUAGAGAGAGGGACACGUUUCUUUGUGUAAUGUAAAUCUUAUAAAAGGUACAUACAUAUAUCGAAAAUAAUCCCUUUUCCACUUACGUAAGAUUGCGAUAAGUUUUUAAAUGACUGUUUCCAAAUAUGAAAACAAAUGAUUUCAUAUUUUGUUAAAAAAGUAUAAAGUAUAAAAAAAAAAAAAAGACCUGGAUAAUUCCAUAUAUUUAGUCAAUACUCAAAUUAGUCAAUUUCGUUUUGUUUACUCUGCUAAAUAUAUAAUGUUAUGCUUUAUCAAAGAUACCCACUAAAAUAACCAUACGUGUCCCUUUAAUAUCGUACUUUAUAUAUUUUCUCUUUACCUCAUCUAUCCAUUUAAAUGUUACUCUUUUAUUUUUUUGAAAAUAUUUUAUGGCUUCAAAUUUCUUCACAAGAUGAAACUCCUCCUCCUAACCAUCCACAAGAAAGAAUGGCCUAUGCACCGCUCAAAAGCCACAGGAGUACAUUCCGAAGUCGUGGCAUGAAAGGACAUGAGCGUGGCAUGAGCCUGAAAUUCUGAAAAAAUAUAAUACCCGGUUUUUUCCGUCUGACGGAUGCAAUUAUGAUUGCAUGUGUGAGAAAGCACAAAAUACAAUUUUAUGUCAAACAAAAUGUUAAUUAUAUAUAUUACAAAGACCAACCUCAAAGUUAA
Messenger RNA from Drosophila obscura, 3041 nucleotides. Its product is annotated as DDB1- and CUL4-associated factor 6-like. NCBI's taxonomy places the organism in Eukaryota, Metazoa, Arthropoda, Insecta, Diptera, Drosophilidae. The record is from RefSeq and is a predicted model, not a curated record. Gene Ontology annotation, molecular function: protein binding. Gene Ontology annotation, biological process: positive regulation of transcription by RNA polymerase II. The transcript has 4 exons. Gene Ontology annotation, cellular component: cytoplasm; Cul4-RING E3 ubiquitin ligase complex. The coding region runs from base 122 to 2104 and encodes 660 amino acids.